AUGAACAGCAAACGUCCCUGCGAGCGACCGGUCCCCACUUGCAGGCGGCCUCUCGCCCGGGAUGACCCCUAUGGUUUGGACUCGGAGUCUUAUACUGCCCAGCGACUGGAGCAUGCCUCUCCCGAGCACCUGCAUGCUACGAGCCGUCGCUUGUUCAUUGGGCCAUUUCCCAAAGGGUGGUUGUCGAGUCACCGCAAGUCGUGGUACAAGUCAUGGCUAGGCCUUGGGAACUAUUCGUCUCGAGCAGCCACCUUCUCUGCCGAUGUCGAUUCGACACGCCACCACCAGCUAACGGGGCUCCUUGGGCCAUCCACGGCAGCCAUGUAUACUGUGAGCUUGCCACAAAUGGAACAUCCCACAGAGGAAACCAUCGAAGGGGACAUCCCGACUGGCGAACCGGAAAUUGAACCCGCCACUCUGGCCCCCGCGGAUACCUCACACGGGGUCGCAAAUCGCCCUGUGGCGGAGCAAAAUCCACAGCCCACGGCUGUGGCAUCGCCAAAACAGCACUCAGGCUCCGCAGCGUCCGGUUCACCACCUCGACCAAAGUUCUUGUCGGAACAAUCCAAUUUCACUCUAAGACGCUCCUCGUCUAGUAAAGUUCCGGACACUUUCUAUACAGCUCCAGAAUCUCGUGGGACGACCAGAAACAAUGGUCAACCUUUAGAAAACCCAAACACAGACGUUUCACCUAACAGUAUUGAAACGCAAUGGAAUGCUGAUUCUACUUCUGAGACAUUGUUAUUACCGCGUACAAAUCCCGUCAAUGGUUCUGUUCCACAUGAACACCUGACACGCAACCUCCAACAUGAAGAGCCUACACAUCUUGAACAAGAGGAAAUUGGCAAUGAAAGUCGUCACCAACGCCUUAUUACUCGUGUGGCGUCUGGCAUUGUUCGUUUUAAUCUAGAAGAUAAUAUUGGCGAUCGACAAAGGCGCAUUCAAAGCCGGCUUGUUGGAACCUCGAGCGAACAAGGUCGAACAGCAAGGCAACAACGGCAGGCGAGCCGGAGUGGUGAAGUUUUAAGGGCUGAGAGAAUGCUCGUUCGUAUUGAGACUACUGCAAAACCUGUUCCAGAUGACUUUAAUGAAAAUGACAGUAUAAAAAUCGAUACAAAAGUAAUAUCCAAGUGGAGGGAAUUUCUCGUCGUAUGUCGGCAGGGACACGAAGACAGUGUCCCUUUUCUACUUCAAUUCUAUAAAACUCGCGUGAUACCACGCAGACAGACCUCCGAUAUGAAGAAAAAGUGUUCGCACGAAAUUCCUGUCACUCGCAAUUAUACGAGAGUGAAUCUAUUUUCCACGCUUGACAAGACAUUAGUUGUCUGGCAACCGUACAAACUCGGGACUCGGAUUUUUAUUAUGCGCCCUAUGUCAUCUGCCCACUCCGUUGAGUGGUAUACUUUCCUCCGUGGGGCGUUGGGCUGGAAGCCUCCAUCCACACUUGUUGUUAAUAUUCCCGACCUUGAUAUAUCACUGCAUCUUCAGAAUCCAUUUGCACAUCUUGGGCAGAGCUUCGGAGCAAGUGAUGACGUUUGCGCUACGUUGCUGAAAACCAUGAAAGAGGAGCGAGCCAUUGCACCCGGCAUUGUGAAAACGUGCCUUGACACUUUAUCGCAGUGUAGCGAAUGGAAUAAAAUAUUAUCCAUGUGGGGGAAGUCGGUGAAAAUGGGGCUUGCUUGGAGGCGAUACGAUCGACUUGAAUGGGUACAAGGCGCAAAUGAACAGAGAAUGUAUGGAACCAUUGCCAUGCGCACAACCCACGAACUGGAGUUGCGUCCAAAACAACAUUAUCCCACAUCCGCACAGCCUGGGACAACGGCCUGCAGGCUGGAGGAGCCGCGGCCUACGGAGGGCUUUUUGAUCCUCCUAACAUCUCAAAGAGGAAGGCAGACUUUGCUAGGAAAGGAUUUCUUCAAAAGGCUGUACUUCUUUACACAAGAUCAAUACCUCUGCUUCUGCAAGCCAGCUAAGGCGACACCUCCAGCGCCUCCUAAGCUCCGUGCAGCACGAGGAAGUCAUGUUCCUACGUCUACUGAGAUCAGGAGGGAGUUGCCAAUAAUUUACGAAGUGAAUCCAUUCCCCAUCGAAGACGGAGAGAUCGCCUGGCUUUUGAUAGGGCGUAAAGAGUAUGCAAAACAGCACGACGCAGAAGCUUUUGCGGAGAACCGUCGGGCUGCGAAGAAUGCCACCAAUACAGAAGGGUAUAUUAACCUCUGCAGGGUGAAAGAAAUACGCCCCGUUUCUUCUCAGUACCACGAAGACGAGCAGAAUGCACAUACAGGUGACAUUGAAUACCAUGGAGAGAGACCAAGACUCGCCAGUGGCGCAAGAAAUGAGACUAAGGAUGAUCGAUCUUUUGAGAUUGUUCUAGAGGGAGGGCUGGUAGUGAAAUUUCGGGCAUAUAACGCACAAGCCCGGCACGAAUGGGUCCAAAGUCUAACUCAGCUUUCGGAGUAUUGGAAAGCUCGUACUAAGGAGGAUAUCACCUUAUUGAAACGUGUUCGACGACGGAACUUGAAACGACUUGAGAUUGACGAGGCUCAAGAAUCCUCCGUGGGACAGUUUGCAGAAAAAUGGGAAGUUUCAAAAGCCGAUGCAUCGCCAGAACUGUUUCAUACCUGUGGUAUGUCGGGGUGUCGUUUGAUUAAGAUGUCUGGAAAUUUAUACCGUAGGCCCCGCCGCCAUGGAGCCUUCACCAAGUGCAGCGUCUUGUUGAUUGAAGGCCAGCUGCUUAUUUUCCGAAAUUCCCUUCGGGCAUGGACGGGAGCAGAACUACCUCAAACACAUUGUACUCGACAAGCUGUACUGGACCUUCGAGACUGCUAUGUAUACAGUGGAAUAAUCACUUCUUCCGAUCUUCUAUAUCAAAAUCAGACACUUGAGAGCAAUCUUCCCAACCAGCAAUCACGACCAAGGAUAUACACGGACGAUGCAUGGACAAGUGCUGAUGAAGACACAGCUACUUGUUUUGUUAUAUGGCAUGCCACAAGAAAGGCUUUGUUCAGAGGUGAACAUACGGAUAAAGAUCGUAUCAAAAGGAGGCGAUGGAGGCAAGUCUCCGCUCUAGGCGUGCCAGGUAGAUCUAUUGUGUUCAAAACAAGGAGCAGAGCUGAAAGAGACAUGUGGGUUCUGGCGAUUGCAACAGAAAUUGAUCGCCUACAGCAACGGGAGGAUUUGAGGAUAGUCGAAGCAUCAUAA
Messenger RNA from Ophidiomyces ophidiicola, 3201 nucleotides. RefSeq lists its product as uncharacterized. NCBI's taxonomy places the organism in Eukaryota, Fungi, Ascomycota, Eurotiomycetes, Onygenales, Onygenaceae. Gene Ontology annotation, cellular component: prospore membrane. Bases 1 to 3201 code for a protein of 1066 amino acids. The transcript has 3 exons. The record is from RefSeq and is a predicted model, not a curated record. Gene Ontology annotation, biological process: ascospore-type prospore membrane formation; protein localization to prospore membrane.